AAGGGGUACUCAACCUAAGGCAAACCAACUCAAAAGGACGAAUUUAGAGGCGGAUUUUGUAUUUUGUGUCUCUAAAUUUUUGUCGCUAUUUCAACUUUUUAUAGUAUUUAUGCUUAUGAAACCUACUAUAUUUAUUUAUAAUCAAGUUCAUCCUUCUCUGUACCAUAUCCUUGCCAUUAAGCUAAGGAAUCUCUGUAGAUACAUGCAUGCACCAGUCACCAGGCAACAAAACUCAAAUUCAACCAUUGUUUCAUAGUGGAUAUGGAGAUUAUUUACCAGCCUCACAUCAACAGAGAGAUUGAAUCACACAUAGAAAGAAUCCAUCCACCUAGGGUUUGCAUAGACAAUGAUUCCUGCAGAUACUGCACUGUGGUGAAGAUUGAUAGAGCAAACAAGCAUGGGAUACUAUUGGAGAUGAUCCAGGCGUUGAUAGAUCUUGACCUUAUAAUUUCCAAAUCAUACAUUUCUUCGGAUGGCGGAUGGUUAAUGGAUGUGUUCCAUGUGAAGGAUCAGAUUGGGAACAAGCUCACUGACAAAAACCUCGUGCAUCACAUUCAGCAGACACUUUGUGACUGCAAAACAAGAAGCAACACAGAAAUUUUAAGUGAAACAGUGCAACACUGUUGCGAGGGACCACAACAUGCAAAUGUUGCUAUAGAGGUGAUAGGAACUGAUCGACCAGGCUUGUUCUCAGAGAUAUCAGCGGUACUAAUGAACUUGAGCUUCAACAUCACCUCAGCAACGGUUUGGGUCCACAAUUGCAAAGUAGCCUGCAUUAUCUAUGUGGAGGAUGCAUCAAAACCUGGGCCCAUCAACGACACAGAGCGAUUGGCCCAAGUUGAGGAUGAUAUCCAGAGAGUGAUAGAGGCCCAUGACGGGGGACGAGAGAAAGAGUGGAGGAGUGUGAGGUUGACGAGCUCCACCGUCGGGCACUGCCAUACUGAACGACGGCUUCACCAGAUGAUGUAUGAUGGUGGUGAUUAUGAGAGUUGUCAUGCCUGCCAUGGGGAUAAUGGCGGAGAGCACAAAAGGCGGUGUGACGGGACCCAUGUUUCGGUGGAUCGAUACGAGGGGCGAGGUUACUGGGUGGUGAAUGUAAAAAGCAGGGAUCGUCCUAAGUUGCUGUUUGAUAUUGUUUGCGUGCUCACAGACAUGCAAUAUGAGGUGUUUCAUGCAGCUGUUACCUCAAACAGCCCCAUGGCAGAACAGGAGUACUUUAUCAGGAACAAGGGUAGUUCUAAUCUUGACAAUGAAACCGAAAAGCAAAGGCUCACCCUAUGUUUAAUCGCUGCCAUAGAGCGCAGAGCUUCACAUGGAUUAAAGAUAGAUAUUCGCACUCAAGACAAAACGGGCCUAUUAUCAAAUGCAACACGCGUAAUUCGUGAGAAUGGACUAUCAAUAACAAGAGUUGAGUUUGGAGUACAGGGUGAGACAGCAAUAGGAUCAUUGUACGUUUCAGAUUGUUCAGGUCAAGACGCGAACGAAAAUAUAGCAGAGUUGAUGAAAAGAGAAAUUGGUGAGUCAAUUGUUUUGGUUCGCAAUUCUCCCUAUAGUGUCUCUGAAUCCUCAUCAUCCAGUAACAAUAGUAGAGAUGUUAUACCAAGAUUUUCUAUUGGGAGCAUGAUUUGGUCUCACCUUGAGCGUCUCUCCAACAAUUUCAUCCCAAUUAGAAAUUGAGAAGCUCAAAUUACAAGCAUUGUAGUUAAACUUCAAGAAAUAUCUGAAUUGUAAAGAUGUAAUCAUAUUUUUAGACUCUUUUCUUUUUUUGUGUCAUUUCAUGAUAAUCAUAAUACAAUAACAACUCAAUUUUAGUCUA
Trifolium pratense (red clover) is the source of this 1816-nucleotide messenger RNA. Its product is annotated as ACT domain-containing protein ACR1-like. The record is from RefSeq and is a predicted model, not a curated record. The transcript has 8 exons. The coding region runs from base 262 to 1677 and encodes 471 amino acids. Lineage: Eukaryota; Viridiplantae; Streptophyta; Magnoliopsida; Fabales; Fabaceae.